AUGACCCCACCAACUCGCCAACUCGGCCGCAACGGCCCUCUCGUCACCGCCAUCGGUCUAGGCAUGAUGUCCAUCGGCGGCGCGUACGGGCAGAAGAACACGAACGAGGAGAAAUUCGCCCUGCUGGACCGCGCAUACGCCAUCGGUGAGCGCUUCUGGGAUACAGCCGACGUCUAUUUCGACUCCGAGGAGCUCAUUGGCGAGUGGUUCCAGCGCAACCCGGACAAGCGCAAAGACAUUGUCCUAGCCACGAAGUGCGGCCUGAGCUACAACUUCGAGACGGGUGAGCAAUUCGUCGACACCAGCCCGGAGUACGUGCGCAAGGCUUGCGAGGCGAGUUUGAAGAAGCUGAAAACCAACACCGUCGACCUGUACUACUGCCAUCGCGUGGAUGGCAAGACGCCCAUCGAGGAGACCAUCCACGCGCUGGUCGAGCUCAAAAACGAAGGCAAAAUCACCCACCUCGGCCUCUCCGAAGUCUCAGCCACCACGCUCCGCCGCGCCAACGCCGUGCACCAAAUCGCCGCGCACCAAAUCGAGUACAACCCCUUCACGCUGGAGCCCGAGGCGGACGUGAUCGCCACGGCGCGCGCCCUCGGCAUCGCCACCGUGGCCUACUCGCCCAUGGGCCGCGGGUUCCUGACCGGCCAGAUCAAGUCCCUCGACGACCUCCCCGCCAUGGGCUUCCACCGCCUGACGCCCAAGUACAACGACCCGGAGAAUUUCCAGCGCAUCAUGGCGCUGGUGCGCAAGUUUGAGGAGGUAGGCAGGAAACAUGGCAAGAGUCCCGCGCAGGUGUGUCUGGCGUGGUUGUUGCGGCAGGGGGAGGAUAUCGUGCCGAUCCCGGGCACGAGGGGCGUCAAGUACCUGGAGGAGAAUACGGCGGCGGCGGAGUUGGUGUUGAGUGAUGAGGAGGUCAGGGCGUUGAGGGAGGCGGCGGAUGCGACGGUGUUGCCUGGCCUGAGGUACCCUGCUGCGUGGGCUGAGGCGCUCAAUGGAGACACGCCGGAGUUGUGA
Molecule: messenger RNA, 1017 nt
Organism: Cyphellophora europaea CBS 101466
Lineage: Eukaryota; Fungi; Ascomycota; Eurotiomycetes; Chaetothyriales; Cyphellophoraceae
Exons: 2
Coding region: 1-1017 (338 amino acids)
Cellular component (GO): cytoplasm
Source: RefSeq, a predicted model, not a curated record